This is a messenger RNA of Aphanomyces astaci, 363 nucleotides long. RefSeq lists its product as hypothetical. The record is from RefSeq and is a predicted model, not a curated record. The transcript has 3 exons. NCBI's taxonomy places the organism in Eukaryota, Oomycota, Saprolegniomycetes, Saprolegniales, Verrucalvaceae. Bases 1 to 363 code for a protein of 120 amino acids.
AUGGCAACCCGAGCGUCUGGCUACAACUCGCUGCUGCGUCUGCUCCAAAAUUUACCUGACCGACAUGGCUUUUCCAAGCAACGAGUGUGUCUCCAGAAGGAGACCCAGCAAGACCUCGAGGAGACACGACUUGCUUUUGGCAAACAGUUUCAUGCUGACCACCCAGACGGCAUGACCGCCUUACCGACUCUGCGCAUCGAUGGUGCCAAGUUGCCAAUCUUCACGCUGGUCAAACCCAUUCAAGACUCGACCAAUCUCGUCGACUUCAUCUGUGCCAUCAUGGCCAAACUGGCGUCGACGUUGUGCACACCAGUGGCGGUCGAUCGACAAGAGUUCGGGAUAGCGUGUCAGAUCGCCCCCUAG